AUGGAUACACAAAGCCAGAUCAGACGCUAUGAGGCUGUCAAGCACCUCUAUCAAAAAUUCGGGAGGUCUAUGCCCUGGUUUUUCUCCCUGGUGAUCUCCAAGGCCUGGGAAUUCAAGUCCUUUACCCCAACGUCUUGGAUGAUGGUGCCUUACAAUUUGAUUCAUGUUUCUUUCGUCCUUACCCCGAAAGAGUCCUCCAAAAACAUUGUGCAGAUGGCUGCUAUAAUUCCCCCCAAGACCAUUCCCCAGCUGUCCGGUCGCCCCGAAGUCACUUCCAUGAUACAAAUGGAAGAGGAAACAGGGAUAAAGAACGAGGCUGCGAGAGCCACUUACAAGUCAGCUAAUGGGCUUUAUGGGCCGGACGAGUGGCAAGACCAUGCUAGAAAUACACAUCGACAUAUCGAGGCCCAUCUGAAGUGUUAUCGAAUCGGACUACCCGAAGGCUAUUCUCUCUUCUCUCUUGGAUCUAUACAUCGUCGUCGGACAAAAGGCACGAGUGGUGAUCCUCCAACAAUCGAGGGAGGUAAUCCUGAACGGGUUGAAUGGCGUAUCCACAAUAUCUUCGAGGAUUGUAAUGAGAGCCUACCUAACCCACAUGCAAUCAUAACCCUUACCUCAGAUGUUCCGGCAAACAACGCCAAGAACUGCCUUACUCUACAUGAAAUGCAAGCUAUCCUGGGCAUCAUGGUUAUCCGGACACUCCAUAGACCAUUCUGUAGCCAUCCCCUACAUCCGCUCUUGGUCCUUUCCUACACAGGAGAAAAGCACGGAAGAAUAAUUCAGGCUUCUUUACAUGGACAGCAUUUAGUUCUGCAAUGUUCCCCACUAUGGAGUUUUGCAGAUGACAAAAAAGCACCGGUUGAACUUUUCUUGCGCUAUAUGAUAAGCCAGCUAGCCGAAGUGGCUCGAUGGGAGAAGCCAAAUCCUGCAAUUAAUUCCCUGGUGGACCCUAUUGCGACUAUGCAGUUGAAAUAG
Messenger RNA from Penicillium pulvis, 975 nucleotides. RefSeq lists its product as uncharacterized. The coding region runs from base 1 to 975 and encodes 324 amino acids. The transcript has 4 exons. NCBI's taxonomy places the organism in Eukaryota, Fungi, Ascomycota, Eurotiomycetes, Eurotiales, Aspergillaceae. The record is from RefSeq and is a predicted model, not a curated record.